This is a messenger RNA of Hydra vulgaris (swiftwater hydra), 3578 nucleotides long. RefSeq names its product phospholipid-transporting ATPase VD. Lineage: Eukaryota; Metazoa; Cnidaria; Hydrozoa; Anthoathecata; Hydridae. Gene Ontology annotation, biological process: phospholipid translocation. The record is from RefSeq and is a predicted model, not a curated record. Gene Ontology annotation, molecular function: ATP binding; ATPase-coupled intramembrane lipid carrier activity; ATP hydrolysis activity. Gene Ontology annotation, cellular component: plasma membrane.
AUAGUUAUAAGUAUAUUUAUCCUUUUUAGUUUUAAUUUUAAAAUGAUAUUGUGUUUGCUGUGAAGAUGUAUUGGAGAAAGUUUUCACCACCAGCAACUUUAUCAUCUAGUGAUUGGACAGUUGAACCAAGAGUCAGCAAAACAAUAGUCAAUAAACAUGAACACAAAGGAAAUAAAAUUAAAACUACAAAAUACACCAUAUUAACUUUUAUACCUAAAAAUUUAUUUGAACAGUUUCAUCGUUUUGCUAAUGUAUACUUUUUAUUUAUUAUAAUACUUAACUGGAUUCCACAAGUUAAUGCAUUUGGGAAAGAAAUUGCAAUGUUUCCUCUCAUUUUUGUUCUGGCUGUUACUGCAUUAAAAGAUAUAUUUGAAGAUAGACAAAGAUAUUUAUCUGACAAGAUGGUGAACAAUUAUAUUUGCAGCGUCUAUGAAAGUGAAGAAGCUAAGUUUGUUUCCAGUAAAUGGAAAGAUGUGUGUGUUGGUGACAUCAUUGAAUUAACUAGUGAUUCAUUAAUUCCUGCAGAUAUGUUGUUAUUAUACUCAAGUGAUGAAAAUGGUCUUUGUCAUAUAUCAACUGCAAAUUUAGAUGGUGAAACCAACUUAAAGCAAAAAGAAAUUCCUAAAGGUUUCUUAGAGAAUGACAAACAAUUUUCUGUACGUAAUAUUGAUUUUAAAGUGAAGUGUGAAAAGCCAAAUAAUAUUCUGCAUAAUUUCUGUGGAUCUAUUCUUUAUAAAAAUGGAAAAGAAACAGGUGUUGAUGGAAACCACCUGCUUUUGCGUGGAUGUGUUGUGAAAAAUACAGCAUCUGUUAUUGGUCUAGUACUUUAUGCUGGGCAUGAUACAAAAGUAAUGCUAAACAACAGUAGUCCACGUUAUAAGCGAAGUCGUUUAGAAAAAGAUAUUAACAAAGAUGUAAUAGGCUGUGUGUUCAUUCUUUUUGUAUUUUGUACAGCAGGAGCAAUAGGUUGCAGUGUUUGGGCAAAAGAAUAUAAUUCAUUUGAAACUAUAUUUUCUACUCAUAAAUCAGAAAAACCACCUUAUGAAGGGUUUUUGCGGUUUUGGACAUUUAUUAUUGUUUUGCAGGUGAUUAUUCCAAUAUCUCUUUAUGUUUCUGUUGAAAUUGUAAAACUUGGUCAAGUGUAUUUUAUCAAUAAUGACAAAGAAAUGUUCUAUGAAAAGACUGCUCAGUAUCCUAUCUGCAGGGCUACUAAUAUAAAUGAAGAUUUAGGACAAAUACAAUAUGUGUUUUCAGACAAAACUGGAACUCUAACAGAAAAUAAAAUGAUUUUCAAAAGAUUUUCAAUUGGCGGAGUUCUAGGAACACAUAACUCCGGAUUAAAUAAUGAAGGAGAGAGUCUUUGUAAAAAGGAUGCUGAAAUGUUGUUAGCCAAUAAAGAUUCUACAUUUUUAAAUAUAUGGGAUGAAUUUUUUACUGUGUUGACCAUCUGUAACACAGUUGUUGUUUCUAGUCAACCUUCUGUACCAACUGAAACUAAUAGUAAAUCAUACUUUAUAAAAAGUGAAUCAAAACGUAGGUUUUCUUCAAGUGUUAUACAGCGUUCAUCAAUUAAUUCAAACGGAAAGCUGAAAAGAGCCCAAACGUUACCUGAUGUUACAGUGGAUCAAAGUAUUGAUGAUAUAGCAGAAGAAGAUAGUAUUGAGUUGAAUGAUUAUUUGCAUGUAACACGACGUGUAAGAAUAUUUUCUAAAGUCAUUUCUGAUAGACUUUCACGAAGUAUUGAUAGUAUUAAUAGUUGGCUUGAUUGUGGACUAACUCCCACAUAUGAAUUUGAAUCACCUGAUGAAGGAGCAUUAGUCAAAGCUGCUUCUUUGUAUGGUUAUAAAUUGGCCAAUCGUACACCAGAGCAAAUUUUUUUUGCAACACCUUCUGGUGAGAUAAAAGUAUUUGACAUACUUCAUAUACUUCAAUUUGAUUCUCAGAGAAAAAGAAUGUCUGUUAUAGUCAGAGAUGAUGCUGGUCUCAUUAAAGUUUAUAGCAAAGGUGCUGAUUCAGCAUUUCUAAACUUUUUGAAGGAAGGUCAAGAGAAAAUUCAAACAGUUACAGAUCAGCAUUUAGAAGAGUUUGCUAAGGAGGGUUUACGAACUUUAUGCAUUGCUAAAAGGGAUCUUACAACUGAGCAAUAUAACAGUUGGUUAGAAAAGCGUCAUCUGGCUGAAAGAUCACUGACAAAUCGUCAUACACUACUUGCCUCUUCUGCUGAACUUAUAGAAACAGACUUUCAGCUACUGGGUGCAACAGCUAUAGAAGAUAGACUUCAAGAUGGAGUUCCAGAAACAAUCGCCAGUUUACGCUAUGCUGGAAUUAAAGUAUGGAUUCUUACAGGUGAUAAACAGGAAACAGCUGUAAAUAUUGGCUUUUCAAGCAAGUUAAUUGAUUCCAGUAUGGAAAUAAUUACCCUGAAUUCAAAAUCCAAGGAAGAAUGCAAUGAAUUGCUUGAACAGAUUCAGCAGCGAAUAAGUACUACUUGGCCAGAAAACAGUGUAGUAAUUAAACACCCAAGAGGCAAUAUCAAUACAGGAAGACCGCCACUUGCAUUGAUUGUAGAUGGUGUUACACUUACUUUUGCUUUAGAAAAACCAUUAGAUAAAAAGUUUGUUGAAAUAGCUCGUUAUUGUGAAUCAGUAAUAUGCUGUCGCGCUGCACCAUUACAAAAAGCUGCUGUAGUUAGCUUGAUUCGUGAAAACCUUAAAGUGAUGUCUUUAGCAAUAGGCGAUGGAGCAAACGAUGUAAGCAUGCUACAAAUGGCUGAGAUUGGUGUUGGAAUUGCAGGAGAAGAAGGUGUUCAAGCUGUAAUGGCAAGUGAUUUUGUUCUUGGACGAUUUCGUUUUUUACAAAGACUUCUUUUGCUUCAUGGUUUUUGGUGCUAUGAUCGUACUGCAAGAAUGAUUGUCUAUUUUUUCUACAAAAAUGCAAUGUUUGUUUCAUUGCUUUUUUGGUAUCAACUUUAUAAUGGUUUUUCUGGUUCAAAUGCAAUUGAUGACAUAUCUCUUAUUUUAUUCAAUUUAAUUUUUACAUCAUUACCUCCAAUUAUAUCUGGCAUUUUUGAUCAAAGCCUCAGCGCUGAAGCUGUUAUAAAAAGACCAUUACUUUAUCAAUGGGGCCAGUUUGGUAAAGGAUAUUCAAGAAAAUUGUUUUGGAUAUCAGUGCUUGAUGCAGUAUAUCAAAGUUUGGUCUUGUACUUUAUUACUAUGUACUCUUAUUUCGACCUUCCUUUUGGAAUGUUAGUGGUUGGAAUUACAUACCACCAGUUGGCAGUACUAACAGUAUCACUUCAUAUAGCUGUUGAAACUCCUAAUUGGACAUGGAUUCAUGGUGUUGUUAUAUUUGGCAGUGCUAGUAUUUCAUAUAUUUAUUUUAUAAUCUUUUGUGCUAUUGAUCCACUUAUAAACAUUUAUUGGGGUGUUUAUGAAGUCAUGUCAUCAUCUCAGUUUUGGUUACUUAGUUUUAUUUGUCCAAUUAUUGCAUUGUUACCAAGAUUGGUGUACCGUGCAUUUGCAAACACAUUAAGACCCUCUAUAAUUCAAUUGGUUAGAAAAAAGUAAUAUAAUGUAUUU